GCGGCGGUGGCGGGGCGCGGCCAUGGCGGAGUUCCGUGCGCUCGGGCUGGCGCCGUGGCUGGCGGAGCAGGCCCGGCAGGUGGGGCUGCUCCGGCCCACGCCCGUGCAGGCCGCCUGCAUCCCGGCCGUGCUGCAGGGCCGGGACUGCCUGGGCUGUGCCCAGACGGGCAGCGGGAAGACGGCGGCGUUCGUGCUGCCCGUGCUGCACGUGCUGGCCCAGGACCCGUACGGCAUCUUCUGCCUCGUGCUCACCCCCACCCGGGAGCUGGCGUACCAGAUCGCCGAGCAGUUCCGCGUGCUGGGCAAACCGCUGGGGCUCAGGGUGGGGUGGGGGGGGUGUGUUGUGGUACACGGUGUCGCAGUCCCUGACCCCCAUCUGUCUGUCCGUCUGUCUGUCCCAGACAUGGUGUCGCAGGCGCUGGCCCUGGCCCGCAGGCCGCACGUGGUCGUGGCCACCCCCGGGCGCCUCGCUGACCACCUGCGCAGCUCCAGCACCUUCAGCCUCAGCAAGGUCCAGUUCCUGGUUCUGGACGAGGCUGACCGCCUGCUGGAGCAGGGCAGCGCCGAUUUCAGCGCCGACCUGGAGCUGAUCCUGGCGGCCGUGCCCGCCCGCCGCCAGACGCUGCUGUUCAGCGCCACGCUGACGGGCACCCUGUGCCAGCUGCGGGCCCUGGCCGCCAACAGCCCCUUCUGCUGGGAGGCCCCGGCCCCGGUGAGGACCGUGCAGGGGCUGGAGCAGAGGUACCUGCUGGUGCCCGAGGCGCUCAAGGACGCCUACCUGGUGCACCUGGUGCAGAGCUUCCAGGACCAGCACGACGACUGGGCCAUCAUCAUCUUCACCAAGACCUGCAAGGACUGCCAGGUGCUGAACAUGAUGCUGAGGAAGUUCAGCUUCCCCUCAGUGGCCCUGCACUCCAUGAUGAAGCAGAAACAGAGAUUUGCAGCUUUGGCCAAGUUCAAGUCCAGCAUCUUCAAGAUCCUCAUUGCCACCGAUGUGGCUGCCAGAGGUUUGGACAUCCCAGCAGUGCAGGUUGUCAUCAACCACAACACGCCAGGGCUGCCCAAGAUCUACAUCCACCGCGUGGGACGCACGGCGCGGGCAGGGAGGAAGGGCAUGGCCAUCACCCUGGUGACGCAGUACGACAUCCACCUGGUGCACGCCAUCGAGGAGGAGAUCAAGCUGCAGCUGCCCGAGUUCUCUGUGGAGGAGCAGCUGGUGCUGGACAUCCUGACCCAAGUGAACGUCACCAGGAGGGAGUGUGAGAUCGAGCUGGAGGGGAUGGAUUUCGACGAGAAGAAGGAAAUCAAUAAGAGGAAGCAGAUGAUCCUGGAAGGGAAGGACCCGGAGCAGGAGGCCCGCAGGAAGGCGGAGCUGUCCCGGCUGCGGAGCAGGAACAGGGAGUGCCGCCAGAAGCUGCAGCAGAGCCUGCACCGGAGGAGGCAGCUGCAGCUCCGCAGGAAGCUGCACAGGAGGAUGGAGAGGAGGAAGAGGAAGAUGGAGAAGGAGAAGGAGGAGCAGGAGGAGCAGUGACGCGGCUGGGCCUGGCCCGGAGUGCCCUGGAAUUGCUGCUGCUGCUGCUUUGGGAAAAUUGGGACUGAACUCUUGAAUGUGGGGAAAAAUGUCAGUGCUGGGAAAGAGGGAAGAAUCCCUGAACCCUUGGGAUUGGGAUUGGGCUGGGAGGAGCUCAGGGCUCAUCCAGUCCCACCCAGGCCUUGGACAUCCCAGGGAUCCAGGGGCAGCCUCAGCUCCUCUGGGAAUCCCACCCAGAUUCCCCUUCCCAGUUCAAAUCCAUCCCCUGUGCCCUGGAAUUCCAUCCCUGAUCCCAAAUCCAUUCCCUGGGUCCCUCCAUCCAUCCAUCAUCCCAAAUCCAUUCCCUGUGCCCUGGAAUUCUGUCCCAAAUCCCAAAUCAU
This is a messenger RNA of Camarhynchus parvulus, 1911 nucleotides long. It is a transcript of the gene DDX49, whose product is annotated as DEAD-box helicase 49. NCBI's taxonomy places the organism in Eukaryota, Metazoa, Chordata, Aves, Passeriformes, Thraupidae. Bases 23 to 1531 code for a protein of 502 amino acids. Gene Ontology annotation, molecular function: RNA helicase activity; nucleic acid binding; ATP binding. The transcript is spliced from 13 exons. The record is from RefSeq and is a predicted model, not a curated record.